Messenger RNA from Vigna umbellata (rice bean), 1392 nucleotides. Lineage: Eukaryota; Viridiplantae; Streptophyta; Magnoliopsida; Fabales; Fabaceae. The record is from RefSeq and is a predicted model, not a curated record.
GUCACUCUGGUUCAGCCUAAAGUAGUUUUCUGAAAAGCCUGUAGAUAAUUCAGUUAUAUCUUUUUGUAAUCUAAAUAAAUAUGAAAUAUGUCCAUGCUGAGGUUUAUUCUCUAUUUUUUUCUCUUAAUUUGUUGGACACACUGUGGGGGGAAUUGGUAAUGCAUCAGCUAACUCAUAAGCGCUGAAUAUUAUAUAUUUUGUACUAUGAAUAUUUGAAAUUGCUUUUCUUAAUGACACAAUAGGCAGACUUUUAUGGAUUUUCUGGUGGUGGAUUCGGACAAGGCAAAUGAAACUGAGCGUUGCUGUCUAGAAGAGAGUACAAGUAUAUUUAAAGGAGUUGAAAUCCAAGAGCCUUAUGUGGGCAUGGAAUUUGAUUCCGAAGUAGCUGCUAGAAAAUUUUAUGUUGAUUAUGCCAGACGGGUUGGAUUUGUUGUACGCAUAAUGCAAAGGCGACGUUCUGGAAUUGAUGGGAGGACUCUUGCUCGCCGGCUUGGAUGUAACAAACAAGGAUUCUCACCAAAUACCAAGGGGGCAUUCGGACCAGAGAAAAAGCCAAGACCUAGUGCCCGUGAAGGUUGCAAGGCCACUAUCUUGGUAAAGUUAGAAAAAUCUGGAAAAUGGGUUGUCACCAGAUUUAUAAAGGACCACAACCAUCCUCUAAUUGCUACUGCUAAUGGAUUCGGCACAGUGGGUGAUAAAGAUAAGAAAAUUUCAGAACUUACAAUGGAGGUGGAACACCAAGAUCAACUUUGUCUUGCAUAUCGAGAAAAACUGCUCAGCUUCAUAAAAAAUGUUGAGGAGGAGACACGUGAACUAUCCACAAAAGUUCAACUCGUUGUUGAAAAUGUAAGGAGAGCUGAAUCAGAAUUGAAAAAAUGUUCACAGAACGUAAAGCCUUGGUGCUUAACCUGAUUGUAUAAAUGAGAACGAGUAUAGUAAAUAAUUUCACUACGUACAGGUCUCCUUUAUUUUUGCAUCGAAAUCUGUUAAAGUUCGAAAGAGGACAGGGAAAGAUGUGAGUACCAUACACCUGUUGCGUUAUGCAAGGAUUAUUGAGGGAAUGAAACCGUAAGGCUCCAUAGUGAUCAAACUUUUGCAGAAGAAAUGGAGUAAGCUAGCUACCUAUCUAUCACUGCAUCCUUUGAAAAGGUUCAAAAUUUUCCACUUUAGAGUAAUGACUAUACAUUCUAUUAGUUAAUAUCUUUCCUUUUAGGCGUCUUAGAAAUCAAGAUUUUCAUCAAGUCCUUCUUUGGGUCCUACCCAAAUUAAAGUAAAACUUCUCUAGCUUUACGGAAUAAAGUAAUGAAUAUCAUUGUUAGGUUAGGUAAGGGUCAAAACACAAAUAAAUUAUAUGCUCAAUCUUUUUCUGUUUAGCAUUGUUUAAAUAUUUUA